CGGUGACUGGGCAGUGGAAAGAGGCUGACUCCAGACGAGCGUGACGGGCACAUGGCGGCGCCGGACCUACGGGCCGAGCUGGACUCGCUGCUCCUGCAGCUGCUCCGGGACCUGGAAGAACUGGAGGCGAAGCGGGUGGCGCUGAACGCCCGGGUGGAGGAGGGCUGGCUCUCGCUUUCCAAAGCUCGCUACGCUAUGGGUACCAAGUCGGUAGGGCCCCUACAGUAUGCCUCUCGCAUGGAGCCCCAGGUCUGCGUCUGUACCAGCGAGACGCAAAACGGUCUCCAGAAAUUUCGGGUGGUAAGAGCCAGCGCCCAGACUCCAGAGGAGGUGGGGCCCCGCGAGGCAGUUCUGCGCAGGCGCAAGGGCCUCACCAGGACCCCAGAGCCAGAGUCCUCCCCAGCCCCCCAGGACCCUCUGAACUGGUUUGGAAUCCUGGUUCCCCACAGUCUGCGGCAGGCCCAAGCCAGCUUCAGGGAGGGCCUGCAGCUGGCUGCAGACAUGGCCAGCCUUCAGAUCCGCAUCAGCUGGGGUCGAAGCCAGCUCCAGGGGCUCCAGGACACACUCAAACAGCUCGAGUCCAGGGUGGCCUGACCUGUGGCCAAAAGCAGGCCAUGAGCACAGCUAUUCUUUUAUAUGGCUCCUUUAUCUAGGCUUUCUUCCUGCCCCUGCCCUCCCCCCCACCCUUCACUCCCUACCCCCAGUUUCCCUCUGUAAAACAUCUCUGCUGCAUGUUUCCAACUUUGUUAGGUAUGAAAGCUUAAAGAGGCAAACAGGGAUGUUGAAAGUCACUACUGUGAAACCACUUCUAGUCCUGUGUUCUAGGACACACAUGUAGGGCAGGUGCAAAGCUGUUAGAUUAGUUUACACUAGUGAACAACUAGAACAACAUCAGCAUAAAUCAGUAUGGGUGACAUACUGCACAGCGAUGGUGGGAAGGACAAGAAGUAGGUGCUUCAGUUUCACUAGAUCCUCAGAACUGAUUUUGAUGGAGGAAAAAAAAUGCAUGGCUAACAGAUCAGAAGAGAAUGAUUCCACAUCAAUAAAAA
Messenger RNA from Hipposideros armiger (great roundleaf bat), 1049 nucleotides. RefSeq names its product vacuolar ATPase assembly factor VMA22 (gene VMA22). Lineage: Eukaryota; Metazoa; Chordata; Mammalia; Chiroptera; Hipposideridae. Gene Ontology annotation, biological process: vacuolar proton-transporting V-type ATPase complex assembly. The transcript is spliced from 5 exons. The record is from RefSeq and is a predicted model, not a curated record. The coding region runs from base 52 to 594 and encodes 180 amino acids.